CAACGCCCAACAACCCGCAUCCGCCCCGACGCCCCUCGUCCUGCCGCCCCGGAUCCCAUCCCUCUGGCGUCUACACCACCGUCUCGUCCGGAAUAUCUGCCAUUGGACAUAGACGACCAAGAACAACGGUUAUCGCAAGCCCUCUCACACGCCCCCAAAAACCGUCACCAUGUCCACAUCCGUCGGUGUCAACGUCCUCCGGUGGUCCGCACUCGGCCUGGGUGUCUUUUAUGGUGCCUACCACCAGCUUUCGCUGUCUGCCGCCGACCGGGCAAAGGCCGCACAAAAGGAGUGGGACCACAAGCAGGCGUUGAUCAGACAAGCAAAGGAGCAAUGGGCACGAGACCACCCUACAGAACAACCAAAAUCAUCGGGAGCCAAGGCCGACCCAAAAGACCCCAAUGCCGAUCUACACGCCCUCCUCGGCAUAACCGACAAAUAAGCCUAGUCAAAGAAGGCUUCAUGUUUCCUACCCUAGCAUGGACAUAAUGCGGCUGUCCCCUUUUGCCAAGCCCAGAGGACGAUUGGGAGAGGAGGGGGAGAGAGACAGAAAGGACAACUAGUCAAUAGUCGUACGACAUCUACGAGAUACCAAUCUCCCGGUACUUUUGUGCCUUUUUUGUACAACAUAGACGUCGGGUUGAUAACGUUUUCAAAUACACAUGCUUCAAGUUUGAAUGAUGGCGCCCGUUG
Molecule: messenger RNA, 693 nt
Organism: Bipolaris sorokiniana ND90Pr
Lineage: Eukaryota; Fungi; Ascomycota; Dothideomycetes; Pleosporales; Pleosporaceae
Exons: 3
Coding region: 170-442 (90 amino acids)
Biological process (GO): proton motive force-driven ATP synthesis
Molecular function (GO): proton transmembrane transporter activity
Source: RefSeq, a predicted model, not a curated record